Molecule: messenger RNA, 9209 nt
Organism: Xyrichtys novacula (pearly razorfish)
Lineage: Eukaryota; Metazoa; Chordata; Actinopteri; Labriformes; Labridae
Source: the annotation of a GenBank genome assembly
AUGAGAUCCUCCACAGGUACGCUUCCUCUCUGAUCUCUUUUCUCCUCAUUAUUUAAAUAUUCAAAUAUCAAAUCCACGGCUGUGAAAUGUUCUCUCAUUCUGUGUGCUGUAGGUAAAACAGUCUUGCCUGCUUGUUCAGUUUAACUAUCAAUGACCUCAGUUGUUUUCAUCCUGAUUAAAUAUCUGCUAUGUUCCCAGAGAACAACUGUGGGGCUCAUACAGCUAUUAUGCAGACCUGUGGAGUUAGUAAUCUAAAGAUAAUGUGUAUAAACAGAACAAAAAUGUUAUGCAUUUAAAUGUCAGACGAUCAAAAAGGUCUGUUCUUCUUAAAAAGUCCACAAGAUACUCCAAAAAAGAGAGAAUCCCCACAGAGGCCCAUGUUAAAAUGUCCUACUAUACAACAGAAAUGAAUAUGUUUACAUCAAGUACAAAAAGAGUUUGGGGUUUCAUUGCUCAUUUCUUUUAAUGAGAAUAUCCAUUUUUGAUAUAACUCACUUUUUUUAAUGAUGUUAAAGAUUAAAGAUUUGUUGUCUGCUCAGUAUCACCUGAGCUGAUUUAGUCACUGAGCUAAAGAUCUUAGCUGUGUUUGGGGUAUUACAGUCUAUUAGAGUUUUUUUUUUUUUUUUAUGACACUAUGAGACAAAUGAUCCAUUUUGUAGGACUGUCAGACUGUCUAAGGUGCCAGACGUCAAAGGCGGUUUACACUCAGUCAAAUUCCAACACCAUUUUAAUUUUGUAGUUAUUAACCGCUAGUCUUGACUAGUCUUAAUUAACUACAGUCACUGGCCUUGGCUGAUGAGCUGAGCUGGUAUUUAACUUUAAGCUGAUUAUCUAUAUCAGUGUUUGAAAUUAUCAAUUGCCAGUGAGAUCAGUUGAUUGAAGAUAGUGCUACUUUGGAUCCACUGCCUGUUUGUCUUUCUCUCUGGGACUCUUUUCACUGUUUUGUCUCACUCAAAGUCCCGCCCACAACAGUAUCUGACUGGCUGGACAUCACACAACUGUGUGAUAAUGGACUGUUAGUGUAGCUGGUGAACUGUUGACAAUGAUGUUUAAAUGUUUUGAGUUUUGAAGAAACAGCCCUGUUCUUACAAUUUUCACAUUAAGCAUUCAAAAGUGAAGAUGUAUUUGACUGUCAAAAGUCAACAAGAUGAAGUUUUCUGUCACAAAUUUUGUCAGUCGAGGUGAAAGAGGAGAGCUAGAGGAGGCUUUUUUUACUGCAAUAGUAAAUAAGUUACUAACGGAGUUCAUUUUUCUAUUAAGUUUGGGUCCUGCUGUGUCCUGGUGUAGUUAUACUUUUAGACAAAAACAUGCUUCAGUGUACGUCAUGUAUUGCCCAUUUAUCCAUUUCAUUAGCUGAUACUGUGGUUUGUUCUCUGACUCCUCUCCUGUUGUUUAAAGGAAGACCUCUUGUGUUUGUUCACUGUAUUCCUCCCUCAGGAAUAAAAUUGAGUUUUCUUUCCUCAGAAGUCAUCACUGUCACUCACUGAUGAAUCUUCAUUAGAUUAGAGGGAAUAAACCCUCCUGGAGCUCCAUGAGUGUCUAAUCAUGUCUCUGUGUCUCUCAGGCUGUCAGGAUGCCAUGGAAAUCCCUCGGUGAGUUCAAACACUUACACCCUAAUGGAUGCAUGUUUUUGGUGUUUGUUUAGGGAACGUACAAGUUUUGUAACUCCGCUUUACGAGUCUUGUGUUGUUUUCUAGUUUAUUCAUUGUUUGUUCCAAAGGUGAGGAUGUGUUUACUGUUUCCUGAUAAGGAAAGAUAGAGGAAAAUUAGCCCCUAGUUGACCCUGCUGUAGUGUAUGAGAUGGUUACAUACUGCAUAUCUUUCGCAUAGUUUACUUUAUAAAUAAAACAUACUAAUGAAUAGAUGGGAAAUGCCAAAACUUUGAAUGAAAAGGUACUUUACAGCCUUUUGAAUAUUGGGUUAUUGUGUUUUAUAGCCUUCUCCAUGUUCUACACUAAAAGCAGUUUUUAGUACACAUAAAACUGCUUACUAGUUCAGCUCAGUGGCUAGACUGCAUGCUCCAUGUACAACCUUAAUUCUAAGUCAUGUAAACCCUAUAUUCAGUCAAAAAUGGUGCAAAGAUGGCAUAUCAAAUGUGGAGAAAGUUUCAUUAUUAAAACUUUAAGGUUCAUUUGAAAUUUAAUGAAGGCAACAUGUUUCAAAACAGUCGGGACUGGGGCUUGUUUAUAUUUUGUUGAGUCAUUUCUGUUUUUCACAUCACUCUGUUCAUGUACAAGGACCAAAAAGAUGGUUUGUCAAACUGGAGAAACUAUCUUUGAACAGAGGUAGUGGACAAUGGCACUACUUAUUUCUUUCGACAACAAUCGAAACAACACAUUUGUGUCGGAUCACAAGUUUUAACAUUAUGCUAGCCUGAAGACCCCCCUCCCCACAGGUGAAACCAGGUCAAUGACCCUGCUAUAACUACUCUCAGGUGACCCAGCUGUGAACGAUUCUCAGGUGACCACCCACCCCUUCUACAGCUGGAGGACCAUCAGAGGCUAUAAAUUUCCAACUUUGGCCCCAGUCACUUUAGAACUGAGUAAGCCUUUUGGAAGAGUGGCAAAACAUUUUCAAGAACCUCAUAAAGUCCAGUUGCCUUUUCAAAGAAGAUUCGAACAGUCAAAACAUUUUUUUUUUUGUUGCACACAGAAGAAAAUGAUCCUGAAAUUGUUGAAGUAUUUGGUCGUGCAAUCUCUUGCAAAAAAUAGCAAAUUAAUCGAACCAGUUGGUUGAAGCUUCUCUUGGUGUUUUUAUUUAUUUUUACUACAUUUUGAUCGUUAAGAUAAGAGUCGAUUUUUCAAUAAAACAAAUUUUCAGUCUCAACAUUUGAUCUGUUAUCUUUGCACACGUUUCUGAUUCAAAUUGAUGUAUUUAGUAUAACUCUAACUUUUGAUGACUUGAAAACUAUCAAAAUCUUUUUCUAUUUGUAACUUUUUUGGUGUUGGGUCUGUGAACACGGAACAUGUAUGUAUUGGCGUACCAAAGUUCUCAAAGUUGGUGCCAAGAGUUCAAAUCCCCCUCGCUCUUUUAAGGUCUUUACUCUAUUUACUGUCCCAUUUCUAAAUGAAGAAAUCAAGGGAUCAAAAAACUUAUCUAAAAAGAGGCUAAGAUAAUUUCAAACAAAUGACUGAAAUACUUUAUUUACUGACUUUUCUCUUAAUUUUAUCAGUUUAUCUUGCUGAUAGUUUGGGUUUUUGAGAGAUUACUCUUUUAAAUUUGCUUUUACGUAGACACAAUUAAGUACCUGCAUUGUAGAUUUUACUCCCUCCAGCAGUAGCAGUUUUAGCCUCUUCACUGAAACAAAUAAUGCUGUGGUUUAUGACUUCCCAUGUAAUAAUGACAUAACUUUGAUAAGAGUGUAGCAGAUAAAAACUGCGAGCUCAGUGUGACCUUUUAUCAGGGUAGAUAAAUUUCUGUACAACACGUGCUUGUCUUGAAAUCCUGUCGUUCAGUUUAAGGUCACUAAAGCUCUUUAAUAUACAGUACGCUUUUCAUUUUAGCUCAAUAUUUAAUAGAAUUAGUCUGGACAAGAAAGGAGUUCAAUACAAAGACUAAGUGAUGUUAUGUCAUUUUCUAUCCCAUGCAUCUCAGCAGUACAGAGAAAAUAAGAAAUAAUAAAACAACACUGUGGCCAAUCAGGAGGAUUUCGCUUCUAUCAUGCUAAAACCUCCCAAGAUUACAGGCAGACUUCAUGUUUUAGGAAAGAUCAUCUCUAACUGUAUUCUUUCUCUCUUUGCUUCAGUUUUACCUUCAAUCCAAAAGAGGGGAUUGAUAAUCCAGCUCUGGUGAUCUCUGAUGACCCCGGUGAGGCUUCAAAGCUAUGUUAUCUUUCAGAGCUCCUUUUUGUAAAAAUCUUUUCCAGUGUUCCCUUUAUUGAUAUCCGUGUUGUGUGUGCAGAGCCUGAUCGCAGCCUGGUACCCAGACUGUGCCAGCUGAAGCGUGUGGAGGGGCAGAGCUUUGGUUUCCUGCUGCGAAUAGACCAGGACAGCGGGAGCUUUGAGAUCACAUCUUUGCAGCCAUGGAGUCCUGCAGAGUACAGCGGCCUCAGAGACGGAGACAGAGUGCUGGAAGUCAACGAGGAAUAUGUUGAGAACAUGGACUUUAACAAGGUGACAGUCCAGAAUUUAACGUUGAAUCAGCUCACCUGUUUAUAUUCAGUUUCUUAACGGCUUGUUCAACUGUCUUUAUGUUUGCACAGGUGGUGAGGAAGAUCCAGUCAUGUGGCCUUCACCUCUUCCUCCUGGUGUUGGGGAGCGAGGAUUAUGAGCAGGUGAUUCAAUAGGACUACCUUUCAGCUGGUGAAGUCAUGGUACUUACAGUCACUGCAGGACAGGUGCUUUUAUACCAGGACAGAUACAGAAGUAUUAUGAUACUUCUGAUAUGUAAUCACAUUACAUAUGGUUUGUGCCUUUAGCAUUAAAGUGCUUGUGAGGAACUUUUGGUUUUUGCCAAUUUUGUUGCCCCCAUGUGGACAAAGCAGUCUUCACUCAUCUUGUCUGCUGCACGCCUGAGUAUUUAUUUAUGACAACAAACCUCAUCCUCCUGACAGUCAGAUGUAGUCACAGCCCAGUAUUUUUUGAGACAUGGUGCAGAUUCUGAGGUCACAUAACUCUGUUCACAAAAAAAAAAAUGUGUUGUCUCUCUUCUGCAGGCACUCUCUCUUGGUGUGAACAUGCAGUCUUUGGCUAAAUCCUCCAAGAGGAGCAGCUGGUCCAGAUCCAGACUGUGUCAUAUCAGCAGAGACACGGAGCUCGGCCUGGGAAUGUCUGUGGUUCUGCUGGAAGGUACUAACACGCUGCUGUCACUGUUUGACAGAGUGUUAACCACACAGACAGAGUGAAACUUACUCAUUUACAGCUCCCCCGUCUCUCUUUGAGGGUUUCAACUCUUUCAGUGGGUGUUUGGAUAAUGGAAAGACUAUCAAUGAUUCACCUUGUUGUGCUCGGUUUUCUGAGAUUGACCCCUUUUUCUUAAAGUUGAUAUUGUGUUAUUCAGGAGUUAAAAGCAAUAUUUUUGUGUAGAAGAUACGCAUUAUUAGAUUGGAUAUUUUCAUGUAACUUCUUUAUAAUGUGUAAUCAGGCUUUGACGCAUGGUUUGCAUUCCCGUCAGCUCUGUCUGCAUGUUGACAGUGUUGUUAACUGGUCUCAGUCACGCACCCCUCCAAAGACACUGAUCUGAAGGAAUCACAUCUGCAUGAGAGUUAAAAGGCUAACCAUGAUUUAUCUCACUACCAAGUGCAGUAGCUUUACAGCCAAGAGUCUCCCUAUGAUUGAAAUUAAUUCAUCCUAACAGUAGGGAUGUCUCCUCAGGUCAGAGGGGACAGUAUGCCGUCAGCACGGUGCCUGAUGGUCCUGCAGAGAAAGCAGGUGUUCAAACCGGAGACAGACUGAUCUGGAUCAAUGGAGUCAUGACCUCAACGCUCACGCAUUCAUCUCUUUGCAGAACUGUAAGCAAAAACUCUAACAUAUGUAUUUAUGUAAAGAUGACCCUCUGAGUGUCUCCUGUCCUGCGGCUGGUUCUCAGGUGAAGAAGGGCGGGGACUCAGUGACCGUGAUGGUCAUUGACCAUGAGAGUGAGAGCUGCUACAUCAGGAGGAAGAUGCCCAUCCUACCAGUGCUGUCCAAGUGCUGCAGCCUCCCUCACAACACAAAAACCAUGAGACUGAAGAAAGGGAAAGACGGUUAUGGCUUCCUGCUGAGACAGGAGAGGCUGGCAGGGAGCCGACGGAUCGGUGAGCACAGAGAAAAACACUUACAGAUACUCACCUCAAGUAGACCGUCUGAAGUUAGAGGCAGCCUGGGAAUAAUGAAGUGGAUAGAACACGACUGUUUUUGACAGAAACAUGUCUAGAUUCACUGUGUUCAGGUUUUCAGCAGAAAAAAAGGACAAAUAAUUUGAUAAAGUUAUAACUCAUAGUAUCAGAAGUCACCAAGGCCUGAAUUCAUUUCGACUAUCUCCAGUCAGAUCCUGCCCUCGAUUUAGGGCCCAUGCAGACAUAGAAAACAUCCCAAAGUUCCUCAGGGAGAAUGCUCAGAGGGUAAUGAACUCAGAAGGGAGUAAAUGUUGUUUCUUCAAUAUGAUCUGAUUUAUGUAAUGUCAGUGUACUUGAUUAUCUUACACAACCAUAACUACAGCGUCGUAUGGACUGUGGGAGUAAGAAGGUUAAGACAGGGUUCCUACACAGGUGGAAUGUCCAUACUUUUCCAUACCCUACUUUUUAGAAUUAUGCCUACUUUUCUAUUUUAGAUAACAGUAUUUUAGAACUGUGGUAAACAUGAAUGUUUCUCCAUACUUUAUUCUUCAUUUUCCAUACUUUUUAAGACCUGGAAAUUGAUUAAAUUAUUUCCAUACUUUCCAUACUUGCAUAGGAACCUUGUUCAGACAAGUCCUGGCCUGUCUCUGACUUAUCAUUAGUGGGUUUAAAUUCUCUUCGUCUUUCUCCCCUGUGAUCCUGUGGUGAUCAAGUCCAUGUGUUGAGAGAGGUGGAUGCUGGAAGUCCAGCUGAGGAGAUGGGGAUGGAGGACGGGGACCUGCUGCUGGCUGUGAAUGGAGAACCUGUGGAGUCUGCAGAGCAUGAAGACAUAGUGAGGAAGAUCAAACGGAGUGGAGAUAAAGUCAUCCUUACGUCUAUCUCGAUACCUGGGAGAGAUUUUUACAGACAGGUGAGAUCAGGUGUUCAAGUGGAUCAGGACUCAAACCAAACCUGGAUUAGAGUUUAAUCUGUCCUCCAAUGUCUCCCUGCAGCUUGGCAUCUCUCCUCUGUUCUUCCAUGAUGAAUUUAUAAACUGGGAUGACACACUGCGGGCUGCCACACCCUGCACUGACAACCAAACUGAGACUGUGAGAGACGGACAGAAUAGUUUUGAGAGGGGCUCUGGAGUUACCUUCAGGUGUGUCUUUGACCCGACUUUAACCAUACAGGUAUGACUCUUGUUACCAUUUUCAUUUUCAAACCUUGACACAUGAAGGAAUGUUUUUAUUAUUAUUAUUUUGCAGGUCUAUUUAUUUAUAGACCUGCUGAUUCCUGAGUCACACUCUUUCAGAGAUAUGCAGACUCAUCCUUUAGUCUUUCACAUCACUUUUUAUGUGGCCUUGAGUAUUUUUUCUUGUUUUAGACCCUAGGAAGAAUAGCCAUAACUUGGGAAGAUCCUACAUCAGUAAAUACAUGAAUGAUUUUAAUUAAUUACCCAGACAUGCUCUAAAGUCAGCUGUUUGCAGUUCUAUAAAAUCUACACAUAAAGAUAAAUACAAACAUAGUUAUAGGAAUGCAUGUAUUUAUGUGAUAAACUAUAAGUUCCUGUUUUUAAAUAUUGAAAGACAAUAACCAUCUGUGAGAGUAAAUUUUCAUUUUUCAAUUUUUUUUUCCUCUAGAUUUCCGACAAAUUAAAUGAAGUUUUCUUGUGAUGCUAAAAACAUGAUUGACUGGAGUCAACAGCAAACGGUUUGGAGAAGUAUAUGAUUUUAUGGCAGGCUAAUUGUAAUGUGAAUGUCUCAUAUUUGCUGUUGUAUAUUCUUUAAGUCACCUCUGUGGAUUUGCCUCUUCAUACCCGUCAUGUUUUACUCUGGAAAAAAACUCCAAAUCCAUGAGAUCCCAUGACCUGCCUGUUGUUUUGCACAUGAUUUUCACUCAUAUUUUCCCAUUUAAUGUUUUUAUCAAUGAGUAGUGUCCUCAGUCACUGUGUAAGCUGUAUCUAUAUAUUCAAAACAUUGUUCCAUAUUUAAAAGUCCAAGGUAUUAACAUGUACAUAUUUAAAUACUGUUUCUCAUGUUUGACCAGUAAUAAAAAUAUAAUGUGAAUAAACUGGGUCUGAAUAUUUGUGCUCAUAGAAAAUGUUUUCUUCAGAAUAAAUCAUCUUGUCUUUUGUGUGUGACAAGAGCAUCAAGUAACGCACUAAAGUACACUUCCAUUUUCCUGUAAUCUGAGGACCGAACAAAAAAAUAUGGAUAAGUAAAUAAAUUUUUUUCUUAUUACAUCAGCUUUGUGCAACUAAAAAUGAUCAUUUUAUUCUUUGAUUAAAAAGAUGAUUUAGUCAUCAUUUAUAUAGAGCAAGAAGGUUGUUAGAAAUGUGAAUCAGUUUCUUCAAGUGUAGUGUUCAAACAUUUUGUCAAAAAUAAAGUAAAGUGAAAAAGUAUUCAGUGUAAAAAAGAGGGAGGAAACCAGUCAAUAAUCAUAUCUUUGACAGAAUAAAAGAACUUUUUCCUUUUUGUGUAUUUUUUAAAACACAAAUCAAUAAAUCAAGAGUAAAGGAUUUUUUUUUUUUUGUAGUUGACUGCUAUUAAUCUUGAGAGAUUAUUUAAAUUGUCUACAAAUUAAACUGCAAAAAAACAUUUCAUGGAAACAAAAAUUUAAACGUAAUUAAAAAUAACACAAUGCAAGAAUAAAAUUAUGGUAGGAUGAGUUUUUGUCUUAUGAAAUAUUAUUGUCUCACAAAACUUUUUAAUUCACAGUUUGUAAAAUAUUUUUGUUCUAGGAAAAUUUUAUUUCAUGAUAAACUUCAUUUGUUGGUUGAAGAUCAUCACAUUUUUUAGAAUAAUUGUGUUUCUUUUUCAUCUUCAUCCAAUAUAUAACUUGUGAAAUGUUUUUGUAAUUCAUAACUUUUUGAUGAAAUCUUGCCUCAGUAAAAUGUUUUCAUUGUUUAGCAUCAUGUUUUAUGUGGUCUUUAAAUGCAUGUGCAGUUGACCUUUGGGGCCACCGUAUUACAGCAAGCUUCAAAUCACUUGAAUGUCGUUGAAAUCAGCAGGUUCAAUCUCUUCAGACUGUCGCAAGUGUGAAUAAAUAUGGUAGAUUUUUUUGGAUACUGGCAUCAUCUAUCUCUUACUAUUUAAGCAGAUUGAGAGGACUGGCUCAAUACAUUCACUUCAUACUGACAUCCAUAAACCACUUACCCCAAAUUUCAUAAGUCUAUUCAGGUGUAAACAUCAUGUUUUGACUGCAACAUGUAACUUUUUUACUAUAAUAAAUACUCAUAUAACCUUUUAUUUGACUUUUCUAUCCAGGGGUCCUUAUAACAAAAGUUUUGGGUGACUGUUGUUGCAGUAUUAUGAGCUUUCCACAAGAAUGAUCUCAUGCACUGUACGUUUGUCUUCAUGGAGAUAGAGAAGUAUGGACAACAAGGUUUGGCAUUCUUUAAAUGUCACAUUUAAUGUUUUCUUUUUUCCAGGUGGCAGCGCCUGGGUCGACUGCACACGUUCCAAAACGACUGUAA